UCCACACAGCGGUAGUUUUCAGUAAAUCAAUAGUCUACAACAAAUCACUUCCUGGUUAUGUCAAACUCGUCAAAAGCUUCAUAAAGAAUUCGAUAUGAGGCGGUUAAAGUUCAGCUGAUGAUCUGUUGUGUGAUAAUCUCAGUGUGUGGGACGACGAAAUCAUCAAGAUGAAUGGUCUGUCCUUGUGGAGCAGACUAAUGUCACAAUUUCGCAAAUGGCGUAGUCCCACCAUGACUGUACCACAGACACCAGAUGUGCCUUCACCGGUCUUCACUUCUAGAUCUAGAUCUUCGCUUUCAUCAUUCUAUCCAUUUGGCCAUCACAGUGCAUUUAACAUAGAGUAUCGGCCCAAGAGUCUUCCAGACUAUGACUACAGCGCCAUUCUGUGUGGAGGAGUGGGACCGGAGAAUUAUUCCCAGGACUGUUGGCUUGAGGAGCAUCUACAUCGAUUCUCCAGUCUCUCUGGCGACAGAACAAACAUGACUGACGGUAUGGAGGAAUCGCCUGAUACCAGUGGGGUGGAUGAAAACGUUCCCGACUUCUCGGUUGACUCGUUCAUAAACUCUGAUGCGAAUAGCCUCCAGUGGAUAUAUCUGUAUCAGUACGGGCUGACGGAUGACACGCCAGGUGUCGAAUCUCCUCCUCCUUACUGGGACGGGCCACCACCUUCGUACGAAGAAGCGACGAGAUCACGAGGUGUCGAACGGGAAUUUUCGUGGUGUAGUUUAACUCAAGUGGAUCAUGCUUCGGACUGGAUGUGGUGACUCAGGCAGUUUUGUUUUCAAGGCUCACCCUGUCCAUUGCCAGAUUAGCCAUUAAUUUUAUAUAAAGUAUAGCUGGGCAGUUCCAUAGUAUUUGGUCCAUGGGUGUGGAAAUUUCAAAAUAACCUAUUAAACUAAGUUUGUAUUAUAGCUUAAAGUUAACACCCUUAAGCCUAUAAAAAAUAUAUAUAUAUUGCCAAUUUACUUAUGUUUUAUGGGUUUUAAUAACUGUUUUACUUGGGGAAAAAAACUUUUAGAAUUUUUGGCGAAUACAAAUUUGCCACUUUUGAAUAAUGUUUGAGGACCUACUCUUAAUAUGUGAAAAAUGGCUUAAAAACCCCCAUUCCAGUGUGGGCCCUGUUUUUGUUGUUUCCAAAACUCAAAGUAUCUACUGUACUAUAAAUCUGGGUUCUUGUUUGUAAUAUUUUAAAAUGCAAACUCAAGACUUUUAAAAGCACAAGAAAGAAAGACAUUUUUUGUUUAGCAACACCUCAGAACAUUUUUAAAGUAAAACAAUUUUGUGUCUGAUAUAUGAUAUUUGGCUCAAAUUAGUGGCCAGCAAAAAAAAAGGGUGGGGGUGGGGGGGCUGCCCAUUUUUUAAAAUUUCUUAAUGCUUUAAAAUAUAUUUUACAUGUCCUCAUUUUUUAUAUAUCAUCCCACACCCAGUGCUGUCUUAUUGUCAUAUCAGCAGGACAUAUUUCCAAUAGGCACAGCAGCACAUACCAUCGUGACCUUUGGCUUUCAUGGCACCACGACUGGUAUAUCAAAGGCAGUGUGGUAUGUGUUAUUGUGUCUGCGGGAUGGUGUAUAUAAAAGAUCCCUUGCUAUUAAUGGCAAAAUGUAGCAGGUUUCCUCUCUAAGACUAUACAGUAAAGUACACUUAUAACGAACAUGCUUUAAAUGAAUAUUACAGCAUAGAAUGAACUGAUUUGAAAGUCCCGUUUUAUCUCCCUAUACAUUAACAACCAACUUAUGCAAAUGUGUACAACGAACCACUGCUAUAACAAACUAUCAUGGUCCCUUCUCGUUCAUUACAAGAGUACGUUACUGUAUGUCGUAAUUACUAAAUGUUUGACAUCCAAUAGCCAGUGAUUAAUAAAUCAAUGUGCUCUAGUGGUGUUGUUAAACAAAACAAACUAACUUUUUUGGCUUUGAUGUACCAGUCAUGGACACUGGUUGGGAUGGGGAAUUACUGGGAACACCACCACACCACCACCCUCCCCCACCCCACCCACACACACACACACACACACACACACACACACACACACCCACCCGAUGGGUCCACUGUGGAUGACUGGUCCAAUGACCCAUCCCACUUCAGGUGAUUUUUCCAGUCCUGUAGAUCCAGUUUUACCCGUCUCACCCAAUGCCCAUAACUGGUAUGUUGAAGCCAAGCUGUGGUAUGUGUUGUCCUGUUUGUGGGAAAAGGCACUGACAAGAUUCCUACUUGGGCAUAGUAAAAAAAAUUGUUUAGUUUCGGUUACCCGACCGUCCCUAGAUUUUUGGUGCCGACCCUAAACAUUUUUUUAACCUUUUCCACCCCUUUUUUUUUUCCACCUGUUUUAUUUAAUAAUCCAUUAAUAUCAAUCCUAAUUUUCGUUGACUCUAAAAACAACAACUGCUGAGAGAUGCCACGAGAUCUGUCAGUCCAAGAUCUCGUUACCAGAAGACCCGGAACACUACUCCAGUCACCCAUGUCAAAAAUAAAAAUGCAUUUGAUAUCCUUAUGGAAAGCCGAAGUCAAAGAAAAAUCUUGAAAAAAAAAAAUUCUUUACCUACCUACCCUAUUUGUUUUUGGCAUGUAACAGGAACCAAACAAUUUUUUUUACUUGGCCUUAGGUAAGAUUAUGGAACCAAAAUUUUGUUUCCCAUGUUUAUUAUAUCGAGUACGACUAUUCAGUGAAAAUAAUAUAUAUAUAUAUAUAAUUAUUUUUUUAAAAACAAAUUUCCGAUGGGUUCCCAUCAUCACAAGACACAGAACCGAAAAAGUGUUUUCCAUGAAUAUUGAAAUCCUAUGGCCUGCUUUAAAAACUUUUAGAAUCUAGACUCAACUGUAACUGUCUGAGGCUUUAACGUCAUGACAACGCCAUACAAACUGUAUGCAUGUGACGUCAUUAGAGGUUUGGGUUUAGAUCCUAAAGUUUUAGAAGCACAGGCUCAGGUUUCUCCUCUCACAUUCAAGAACAAGUGUUACAAUAACCAUCUGAUAGACACCACAUAACCAUAAGUAUAAAAUGGCUCAAGUGUCAUUAAACACAUACUCUAAGUGUAUAGGCUCCCAUUUUUGUAGGGGGGGGCAGUCUGGCAUUUUUCCCGAAUUAAUUUUUUUCUCUCCUGAAUCUGCAUAUACAGCAUUUAUUCAUGUUAGCAUUACUACCAAACAAUAAUGUUUUUGCAUUUACCAUAGUUUGACACCCAAUAGCCGAUGUAUUUUUCGUGCUGGGGUGUCAUUAAACAUUCAUUCAUUCAUUCAUUUACUACCAAA
Molecule: messenger RNA, 3249 nt
Organism: Gigantopelta aegis
Lineage: Eukaryota; Metazoa; Mollusca; Gastropoda; Neomphalida; Peltospiridae
Exons: 2
Coding region: 168-764 (198 amino acids)
Source: RefSeq, a predicted model, not a curated record